Molecule: messenger RNA, 360 nt
Organism: Menidia menidia (Atlantic silverside)
Lineage: Eukaryota; Metazoa; Chordata; Actinopteri; Atheriniformes; Atherinopsidae
Source: the annotation of a GenBank genome assembly
AUGGCGGCGGAGCUACAUCCACGGAGCGGAAAGCUGAUCGGCCUGUCCAACUCCAACCGCACCGCCCGGCGCAACCAGCCGGUCCAGGAGUUCAACCACGGCCUGGUGCUCAGCAAGGAGCCGCUGAGGGACCGGGAUGUCUUCACCGUGCGCAUUGACAAGAAGCGGCUGCGGGAGCGUCGCUGGUGGGACGAGCCGGGCUCUGCGCGCCCCUCCGCCCGCAGUGAGGGGGGCUGCUUCUGUCAGGCGGGUUUCGGGGGGACAGACGGCCGUCCUCACGGCUGUCCGGGUGUCGGGGUAACGCUGCCCGGGAAGCCUGUUGCCCGGCGCUGCGGCCAGGGAAAACGGCCGGCAUGUUGA